This is a messenger RNA of Aplysia californica (California sea hare), 4627 nucleotides long. Its product is annotated as trafficking protein particle complex subunit 12. Gene Ontology annotation, cellular component: TRAPP complex; Golgi apparatus. Gene Ontology annotation, molecular function: protein binding. The record is from RefSeq and is a predicted model, not a curated record. The coding region runs from base 348 to 2912 and encodes 854 amino acids. The transcript has 15 exons. NCBI's taxonomy places the organism in Eukaryota, Metazoa, Mollusca, Gastropoda, Aplysiida, Aplysiidae.
CAUGAUAUCUUUCUUCGAAGCAUCAAAGUUAGAUCAAGUUCAGAUACGAAAGUAAAAGGCCCAUAUUGUGCACAAUAAUUCACGAGUUACACCCCUUCUUUUAUCUCUGUUGACUUGUGUCCAUUGUCCACUUCGAGCUUCCUGCCAGGCUACUUCCAACAUUUAUUGCUUAGCCCAGGCUACAUCGUUGUGUUGGUCUUAGGCUGCGUCAAUUCAAUAACAAGAAAAUUCAAGCUUCAGCUGUCAGUGCGGACAGGUGCAGACUCUGCUGUUCCCGAGAAGGGCACUUUGCUGUUAGAUGGUUUACCUCUUAAUCUUAGUCUUCAACUUCAGCAAGGAAGGGCAAGAUGUCUAAGACAGAUGACUUUGUUUUGGAUGAUGAAGAGGACAACUUUGACCACCUCCAAGCCCCAGAUGUUGCAGCAAUAGUGUCUUCACCAACCACUGACACUUUAGAUUCUGUGGCACUAGAGCCGUCUCCUUCAGAUGACAAUGAUAAAGAAGGUCUUGGUGGAGAUCCCCUCAGUUUGGAAGAAACCUUGGAUCUUGGUGACCCAGUAGAGUCUACGGGAAUUGAGAUUACGAUAAAGGAGACAGACCCUGCUGAGUCGGAUAAAAUAAAAGAAUCGGACCAGGGUGUGUCAGCAGGUGAUGGGGCGUCAACCAACAUCAGUAGCUAUUUUUCAAACUCUAGAGACGACAUAUUUGACUCACUAGGGGGUGGUGGCGGGGAUGACCUCCUUGGGAAUGAUAUGUUCAUGUCCAUCGCCAUUUCCAAAUCCGAGGAGGACAUCAGGGCAUCGGAAAUGAAUGCCCGUGAAAUUACAGAGUCAGAUGUGUCACAGGAUGGCUUGUCUCCUGAAGGAGAGGGAGGCAUUCCUAGGCAGCAUUCUUUCAUACGUAAGCAGGAAGAGGAGGAGAAAAAGAUGAGCGCUGUCCUGGAUGAAGAACAGCCGACCAAUCUGGAAGGAGGGCUGCCAGCUGGGGAAGAAAGUAAGCAGGAUGGAGGCAGUGAUGAUGAUGAUGUAGAAGAGGGAGAAAAUGUCAUGCACAUCCGCUACAGAGAACAUAAAACUUCCUCUUGUGAACCAGAGACCAUAGCUUUUGAGGGUGAAGGCGAUGUUGACACAUCAGAACCACCAGAACUCAAGGAAAUUACAGACUUGGCUGAUAAGGAAGACUUUGAGGACUUCACGGCUCAGAAUGAUGAGGGAAAUGCAAAACCUGGUUUCAUGUCACAGAUGUCAAGAACAUCAGAGCACUCAGAGCCCUCGACACCGGCACCUAAUUUGCCUAGCGUCCAACAGACUGCGUCUGGUGUCCUCAGUCCACCCGUCAAUUCAGUUGCCAGACUCCAGGGCCCAGUCCUGGGCUCCACACCGUCACAACUUUCCCCUAUGGGAACACCGGUCCAUCAGAGCUCAGGGACUGCGGAGGACCUGACGUCCAGUCCGUCUAUGAAGACCAUAAACCCACCUGGUCUAGAACCUCAGUCAACCAGCGGCCCGUUCCAUCAGCCGAGUCCAGAAAUCAAAAGUGGAUCUGUCUUUGCGCAGUUUGGAUCUGGUGGAUCCACGGAUGACGCUUUCACCUCUAUACUGAGCAUGAGUGACGCCGACAGGAGGCACGACGCAUGGAUUCCCUCCGAUGCUACUUGUCAUAUACUGAAAACCAUGGCCACCGGUCAGCCAGGGUCUUUCCAACCGGCGGCAGAGCAGUUGAGUACUCCAGGUGUUCUCACGAAUGAACCACAGGGUGACCCAGUGAGGGAACUGGUCCUGCGCUAUAUGGGGGAGCAGGAGGCGAUCAAGAGAUCGGUGUUGUCAGUGGACAGUGUCACUCAGGAUGUAGAUGGGCUGAAGAAGAUGAUUGAAGCGGGAUGCUUGCGAGCAGCUAUUGACCUGACGGGUCGCCUCCUGAACCAGGUGGGUCAAGGCUACAGCAAGGCGGGUCAAGUGACCGUGCAUACGCCGCAUUCACUGCAGCUCUGGUUCUGCCGUCUGACGCUGAUGGUCAAACUGCGGAUGUACGAGCAGGCUGAGGCUGAAAUGAGAGCUUUCCAGACCUUGGACACGCCAGAUCUGUACUUCCAGUACUACGCCAACACUUAUCCAGGCAGAAGAGGUUCUAUGGUGUCCUUCUCCAUGCGUAUGUUGCACGCUGAGCUGCCGGUGCUUUGUGGGAGGAGUCAGGAGACGCUGGACAGACUUUACUACAUGCUGGCAGUCUGCAACAGGAUCAAGGCUAACUUGUCCUCCGACUUGAGUGAAGAUGGAAGUGCCACUCAUAUGACUUAUGAAGCUAGGAAAGUGUCCCUGGAACUGUGGAACAACCGAGAAGUCAGUGUCAUCUCAAAAAUUGGCUCAACCAUGCUGGCAGAGAAGGAUUAUGAAGGAGCAUUGGCGAUUUAUGAGAGCCUUCUGGAAAAGGACAAGAAUUCCCAAUUGGAGCUCAGAGCUGGCAUUGGGAGAAUACACUUGCAGAUGGGCAAUAUAGCUGAAGCAACAAGAAUGAUGAAAGAAGUGGAGAGUGACUGUCUGAAGGGAGACAGUCCUAUGUCAUGCUUCAAUCUUGUCAGCAAAGGUUUAGUGUCAAUGUGUGCCACAAACUUCCAUGAAGCCUACCAGCACUUUAAGUCAGCAGUACAGAUACAGCCCCACAAUACCUGUGCUGUGAACAACAUGGCGGUCUGCUCCCUCUACCUCGGACGGCUGAAGGACGCUCUCAACACUCUGGAGCAGCUGGUCCACAGUGACCCAGCCAACACACUGCACGAAGGGAUUCUCUUCAACCUCUGCACACUCUACGAGCUGGAAACCUCACGCGCCCUUCAUAAAAAGCAGGCAAUUCUUGACCUGGUCAGUAAACACAAGGGGGACGGCUUUCCCGUGGCUUGCCUCAAGAUGACGUGAGGAGAGGUGAUACUUGUCUGUACAUGGUAGUACCGGAGCACGGUUUCUUAAUCAUCAUCUUGUUUUGCUAGUCUCGUACUAGCAUUUCAAAAAUGCCUCUGUUUGUCUGCACACCACACCCAUGCCCUUCAAACUAGUACACUGCUGUCAAGAUCUUUCUGUAAUUUCUUAAAACUUGAUAAUGAAAUGUUAAAAUUAAAGAGAUGUACAUUACUUUUCUUUCCCUUAGAAUAACUGAACUUAGUUGCCAUAGAAAUUAGUAGGCCUGGGCAUAAUUUAUUCCCCCCAAUCCCUAGAAUAAAUAGGAAUCUAGUUAUCUUAAAACCAGAAUAGCCGAAUAGAUCAUUAACUUUCGGAAGGAGCCGCUAUCAGUGGCCUAACUCUAUUUCAAAGCCAUUCAUUUAAAUGAUUAAUCCCCAGUCAGGUUUCCGGCCUAGACCCAACCUCCAUCACAUUCUGCGUUGUGAUAUAUAAGGAUGGAGAUAGUAUUCAUUUGUAAAUCUAACCAAUUUGAUGAAAAGCCAUCGUAAUGGCCUGCAUUCUGUCCUAUCCUGUGAAACCAUUCAUGUUUGUUUUGUAGAUGUGAACAGGGAAUGAUUUUGAGGCUUUUGCCCCAGACUGGUGUGUGCUCCUUGACUGUUGUCUCAGACAUAUAUGACACCACAAUGAUAGAUUUUUUGUUUUUUAACCUUCCAUGCUCUUCAGGACAUACUUUUCUCCAUUUUUUUUUUCAUUCUUGUGUGCGCGAAGAAAUAGGGCCUCGCAAACGGCACACCUUUUAUCGUAGGUGUCAGCAACCAUGGGGAAAUGGUUUACCCUCAUGUCAAAUCGCUUGUGUUCAGACACCUUCUUCUGUGUUUGUUCCUUGACUUCAUGAGUUCCAACCAGAGAGUUUACUCUGUCCAUUUGAAAACGGAGCCUGUCAUUGGACGUCUGUACGUCAACGCCUGCGGUUUUCUGAUCUUCUUGCCGCAAAAUGUAAGCAUUCCAGAUGCUCCGCCUCAGGACUUUGAUAAAAAAGCAGAUUUGCCAUUUGUACUGUUUGUUCCACUUCACCAUCACAGUGUUUUGAUCCAGUUUAUCCGGACCGUUCAUGAAAUGGUUGUAGUCUUUUACGACUUGUUGUGGGCAUAGGUAGGAGCUGUCCCGUCUUGUCACAGCGAUUCUCUUCAUCUGCUGUGGGUUCAUGGCAGUUGGACAAAAAGUAGUUCUUUGGGGAGAUCUUCCAGACAUGAACAUGGGAUAUAUAGCAAUGCUAAACUAAACUUUCAAACUUGCCAUGGGAAAAAAUAAACAGCACAGGGUUAUAGAGAUUGGUAUGGUAAGAACAACACAGUUUGAAUUAUCAAAGUCCAUCUAUAAAUAAAAAAGUUAUGUAGGUUUUAUUGUCGGUUUCGGUUAGUAUUGUAUAUAGAAAAAUAUUUUCGAGAAAUGGACCACAAAAUCUGAAAUUUUAUAUGUCUUUUUUUCGUAACUUCUUCAUUUCUCAACCAAUCUCUUUGAAACUUGGCAUAUUUAUAGCAUUUUUGGUGUUGAUUCCAAUGAGACGAUUGCCAGUGCAAUAGGAGGUCAUUUAACAAUGUUAUUGCACAUAAUUAUGUGAUAAUUCGCAUGUUUCGACAACAUAAAAUGGACAAUCAGCCAGUUUUACACGUUGAAGGCCUAAUAUUUUCAUUUUUAUGGCAUGAAAAACACUUGACAAUAAAAAAAAAGAA